CGCUGUUUGAGCAGGAAGUGUGCCUUGUUUAACCUAUUUUGAUUGUUAAAUAUGAUCACAAUGAUUGGGAUCAAACAGUAAUUACAGCUACAACCCAUGUCAGUGAUGAUGGGUGGAGCUCUCCUAGAUUUUAAAACAACCUGAGAAAGUUGAAUUUGACCAGGGUACUUUUACAAUUGACCAGGGAUAAAUCUGUCAAUCAUAAUCUUGCAAUAAACUUUGCACACGGACUGAUCCGGCUGUCUCCUCUUCACCGAGUGAAAGAGGACAGAGGAAAGUGACUCUUCCUGGACUUAAGAGUCAGUAACUUCAAGUCGCUGUCUUGGUGAGGACACAGAGAGCAGACGAUGGUGUGGAUCACUGACGGGAUGCAUGUUGCUGAAACUGUACAGCAAACCAGCCAGAGCCAGCACAAGACAACAAUAACAACAAGCGUUUCUAUUUUUUUUCCCCAAACAAACCGUAUGAGGCUGGUCUGUUGCUGCAGUGCUCUGCUGCUGCUCAUUCUCACUCCCAGAGUCUGUCAGGGUGGAAACAUCCUGGUACUUCCUGCAGAAGGCAGUCACUGGGUCAACAUGGAUAUUGUGCUUCAAGCUUUGCACUCCAGAGGUCACAGUGUGACCGUUAUGCGCUCCAACAAAAGCUGGUACAUCAAGGAAAAGGCCCCCCACUACAAUACUAUUACUGUUCAAGUGGAGAGAAGUAUAGAUGAGUCGUUCGUUGCACCAGUUGUGUCAGAGACACUUGCAUUUGAACGCGGAGCUAUUCCUUUGACUCAUUUCCUCUACACGACUUUUGGCAUGCUUGGUGUAUUUCGUGAAGCUCAUGAAAUUGUGGGUGAGUUUGCAUCAGCAUUGCUGGACAACACAGAGUUAGUAACACGAAUCAAAGACAGCAAAUUUGAUCUUCUUCUCACUGAUCCCUGCUGGGGUGGUGGAGCCAUUGUGGCCAAAUAUUUCAACCUUCCAUUAGUUUAUAAUGUCCGCUGGUUAAUAGCUGGAGAGGCUCAUUUUGGUAUUGCCCCUUCACCUAUAUCCUAUAUCCCUAUAACAGGAUCUGGUAACACUGACAAGAUGAGCUUUCGGCAGAGAGUUAAAAACAUGAUGCUGCACAUAUUCAGUCAGAUACAAAAUAACAUAGCGAGCAGAGACAUAUAUCAGAAGGUGUGUGAGAAAUAUCUUGGGCCUGACUGUGACUACCAUCAGUUAAUGAUUGAUGCGGACAUUUGGCUGAUGAGAACGGACUUUGUGUUUGAAUAUCCCCGCCCCACCAUGCCUAACGUCAUCUACAUGGGGGGGUUUCAGUGUAAACCUGCCAAACCUCUGCCUCAACAUUUGGAGGACUUUGUGCAGAGUUCUGGAGAUCAUGGAUUCAUCAUCAUGUCUCUGGGAACUUUUGUGAGUGAACUUCCUGCUGAUUUAGCAAAUGAGAUUGCUGCAACUUUUGCCAAACUGCCACAGAAAGUCAUCUGGAGGUAUAAAGGAGAGAAACCAGACACUCUGGGUAACAACACUUUACUGGUGGACUGGAUGCCACAGAAUGACCUUUUGGGACACCCGAAGAUCAAACUGUUUGUUGCUCAUGGAGGAACAAAUGGAAUCCAAGAAGCAUUGUAUCACGGAGUGCCGGUUGUGGGCAUUCCUCUGUUUUUUGACCAAUAUGACAACAUUCUCCGUCUGGCAGACAGAGGAGGAGCUAAGAUUCUUUCAGUAGCUACAAUGGACAAAGACGACAACUUCCUGAAGGCCAUUCAGGAGGUCCUGACUGAGCCCUCCUACAGGAACCACAUGCAAAGACUCUCCAGGCUGCACAGGGAUAAGCCAGUGACACCGAUGGAUAACGCCCUCUUCUGGAUGGAGUUUGUCAUGAGACACAAAGGUGCAGCUCACCUGAAAGCUCAGGGCAACAGGAUGCCCUGGUACUCCUACCACUCUGUAGAUGUCGCUCUGUUCCUGGUUGGAGCUCUCAUCCUCCUGCUGUUCACUGUUUUCUUCUUGUUGAGGUGUUUAUGUGCUGCUGUGUGUAAGCGUAAAGCAAAACGUGAUUGAGAAUCAUGAAUAUACAUCAUGUCGGGUCACUUAAAGGGGACAUAUUAUGCUUUUUUCAUUUUGUGAAGAGUUUUUUAUUUUAGUGUUGCCGUUGCUUCAUUAUGAUAUUCAAAUUUGAAAAUUGUCUGUUUCCUCCCUGUCUUGCUACACCACAUUUUGUCAAAAUGCCUGCUGAAACGGUCGAGUUUGAGUUGGGUCCGCUUGUCCUGAAAUAAACGGAUGUAACUCCUCCCCCUGACUGUGCUCCCACCGUGUGUGUGUGUGUGUGUGUGUGUGUGUGUGUGUGUGUGUGUGUGUGUGUGUGUGUGUGUGUGUGUGUGUGUGUGUGUGUACGGGUUUU
Molecule: messenger RNA, 2388 nt
Organism: Salarias fasciatus (jewelled blenny)
Lineage: Eukaryota; Metazoa; Chordata; Actinopteri; Blenniiformes; Blenniidae
Product: UDP-glucuronosyltransferase 2C1-like
Exons: 4
Coding region: 348-2048 (566 amino acids)
Molecular function (GO): UDP-glycosyltransferase activity
Source: RefSeq, a predicted model, not a curated record